Rhododendron vialii is the source of this 3103-nucleotide messenger RNA. RefSeq names its product protein GRIP. The transcript has 22 exons. The record is from RefSeq and is a predicted model, not a curated record. Bases 295 to 2679 code for a protein of 794 amino acids. Gene Ontology annotation, biological process: reciprocal meiotic recombination. NCBI's taxonomy places the organism in Eukaryota, Viridiplantae, Streptophyta, Magnoliopsida, Ericales, Ericaceae.
UUCUCUAAUUGAAAUCCAAACAGAGAUCUGGGAACGUCUUUGGCCCUUCUCCCUCAUGGUCACCAUGAGAUCGGAGCUGACUUCUCCAUAAUACUCUCUCUCUCUCUCUUGAAUUGACGAAUUUAGGGUUUGAUUCGACCAACUCAAUUCACCGUAAUUUAUCUACUCAUCAGAGUCCAUUGAUCUCUCACAACGACUAUUUCAUCGCGUCCGUCAACCACUAAGUUGACGGAAACAUCACGUCAACUUCUUAUAUGAAAACCCACAGUGGUAUGCUGGAAACAUCUUGAACCAAUGUCAGUGGAGGGAGUGGAUGUUGGUGGGAUGCUGGAAAAUAAUGCAGAAGAUGGUGUAAAACCUGAUGAGCAGCUGAAUGGCAUGAGCCAGGAAAGUGGUGAAAGUACCGCCAAAGAGAAUGGCCAUCCAUCUACUAGUGAUACUCAAGAUCAUCUCGUACAAAUGGUUGUAGAUCUCAAUUUCCAGAAUGAGUACUUGAAGUCUCAGUUUGAGGUCUUGAAAAAUCUCCAUUCAGCAUCUAGUGAGUCUAACCAACAAAAAAUGGCAAUUGAGCGAGAUGGUGGGGUACUUGAAGAUGUGAAAGAGCUCCGUGAAAAGAUAGAAUCUUUGAGUAGAGAACUUCUGGAAGAAAAACAAACACGAGGUGCUGCAGAAGAGGCUUUAAAGCAUCUUCGAGCUGUAUAUUCAGAAGCAGAUGCAAAAUCCCAAGAGCUUUCUGCCAAGCUCGUUGAAGCUCAACAAAAGCUGGAAGAAGAAACAAAAGAGCGUGAUGAGAAGUAUUCAGAACUUGACUCCAAGUUCAACAGGCUUCACAAACGAGCAAAACAGCGCAUUCAAGAAGUUCAGAAGGAAAAAGAUGAUCUUGAGGCCCAGUUUCAAGAUCUGAAGGAAAAAGCCGAUCGAGCAUCAACUCAACAAUCAUCAUUGCAGCAAGAGCUGGAGCGCACUCGGCAACAAGCAAAUGAUGCACUGAAAGCUAUAGACGUGGACAGGCAACAACUAAGGAGUGCGAAUAAUAAACUUAGAGACAACAUUGAAGAAUUGCGCCGUUCUUUGGAACCGAAGGAAAAUGCUCUUGAGGCGCUACAACAGUCGCUUUUGGAGAAAGACCAGAUGUUGGAAGACAUGCGAGGGUUGCUGCAAACAGCAGAUGAAAAAAAGCAAGUUGCGAUAGCUGAGCUCUCUGCUAAGCAGCAGAAGCAAAUUGAGAGUUUCGAAGCCCAACUAGCUGAUGCAUUAGCAGAUAGAAGCAAAGCAGCCGAAACAAUUUCCUCUUUGCAGGGCCUGAUUGCUGAGAAAGAGUCCAAGAUUGCAGAGAUGGAUGCAGCUUCAAGCGGUGAAGCAGCGCGGUUUAGAGCUGCUAUGGAAAAUGUAAAAGGAGAACUUAUUCACCUGAAGCAAGAGCAUGAGAAAGAAAAGGAGAGUUGGCGAGGUACAACUCAGGCGCUCAAAACAAAGUUGGAGGUUGCUGAGAGUAACUGCAUACGUGCUGAAAUUGAAGCAGCUAAGCUGAGAAGUCAGCUGGAGCUAGAAUUGACUGUGCAAGCUCAGAUGCUAAGUACAAGAGAUGCUGAACUUAAGGCUGCAAAAGAGGAGAUCAACCGUCUUGAAACUGAAUUUGCUUCUUACAAGGUUCGAGCUCAUUCACUUUUACAGAAAAAGGAUUCAGAACUAGCUGCCGCUAGGGACAAUGAGCUACUCAAAGCGCAGGAGGAAGCACUAAAAGAGGCCGAGAAAGAAGUAUUGUUGAUAUCUUCCGAAAGGGAUAGGGCCCUUCAAGAGCUUCAGGAUGCUCUUGCUAAUCAUGAUAAAGAACUAGCUGACAGAGAUGAUGCUCUUAGCACUGCAGAGCAGCAAAUAAAGAGCAUGGAAAUGAAGCUGAAUUCUGCUAAUGCUCAAUACCACUCAGAGAAAAAGUCAUGGGAAAUAAACCUUCAGAAUUUGGAAGAAACUUGGCGAUUGAGAUGUGAAGCACUCAAGGCCCAAAAGGAAGUGAUUCCUGACCCUGACAUGCAAAUAGAAUUAGAAGACCUCAAGCAACGGUACAAAAAAUUGAAGGAAGAACACAACUCAUUUCGCGAUCUUGCUGAUAAAUUGAUUGAGGAGAAGGAUAGAGAGAUCUCUAGACUUAUGGACGACAAUAAGAAUCUUCAUAAACCAGUUCAAUUGAGACCACUGGCCGAGCGGGAUUACAGCUACACCGCAGCCUUCCAGAAACAGGAUGCAGCGGAUUCAAGCACCUCAGCAGCGGAACAGCAGAUUUUGGUUUUGGCAAGGCAACAAGCUCAAAGGGAGGAAGAGCUAGCACAAUCGCAGCGGCACAUCCUUGCACUUCAAGAGGAAAUUGAGGAGCUUGAACGUGAAAACCGUCUCCACAGCCAACAGGAAGCGCUGCUCAAGGAAGAGCUCCGGAACAUGGAAAGAAUGAAAAGGAGGGAAGGAGUAGAUAUGACAUAUCUUAAAAAUGUAAUCUUAAAGCUUCUUCAAACAGGUGAAGUGGAGGCUUUGCUACCUGUGGUUGGAAUGCUACUUCAAUUUAGUCCUGAAGAGAUCCAGAAAUGUCAACAAGCAUAUCGCAGUUCAAGGGAGGUCCCCCCAAGCCCAGCAAGUGACACUUCAAGUUCCGGCCUCUCUCUUUUCCCUAGAUUUUCAUUUUCUUGACCGCAGAAAAAUGGUGAAGGAAAUUCUUCCCUUCUGGGUAGUACAAUCUGCACUUUAGUAACGGCGACUAUGUUGGGCUCUUCUCUGACAGACUCGGAAGCAGAGGUGGGAGUUGCUGUGAUUCUUAUAUUCUUUUUGUAUCAAUAUUCACACUCUGUUACCAUCGUUGAGAUAUUGUAAAGAACUGAUGCGAUAGGAGGAAAAACACAACUGCAAUUGAGACAAACACCUCAGGAUUUUUUUUGUUUAUUUGCUUUUGGGUGUACUGUAAUGGCCCCAGAGGUUUUUGCUCUUCUUUUUCUUUUCUUUUCUUUUUUUUUUGAGUUUUUUUACCCAUGCUUUAUUUAUGGGAAAUAGAGGAAAAGGAUAAAGUAUCUGCAAUAGAUUAUAGAAUUAAUAAAUAUCUUUUUGAAGUUUCUUGUAA